UCAUCGUUCAUUCUUCAUCCAUACCCUAAGGUGCAAAAUUUCCCUUCCCCCACACCUCGCUCUCUAUUUAGUUAUUAUUAUGUCUACGUCGGUUCAACAAAAUCAUGCGUACCAAAUUAAUUUCUCCAGAAAAUUCCAUUUACAUCACCCCGAUUAAACCCAAAAAGAAAACUACUGCUACUAGUAUGAUCGUAUAAAUUACUAAUUAAUUUACUUGCAUAAAGCACUUAAUUACGAGUGACUGAAUUUUGGAUCAUUUGUUAGUGUUAGUGAGUUGCAAUUUAGCCAGGCAGGCAGAAAGCAAGCAAGAUUGAAAGGGGCCGCGCAUGUGUCCGGCUAGGUCUUACUGGUCAUCGGCCCUGAGUUCCAUCAGGUGGCCGGAAUUCGAUUUCUCCGUACCCGCUUCCAUCUUCAGAUGGGCUGCCGGAAUUGAUUUCUCCCACUUCACCACCGGUUGGUCCGCCUCUACCUUCCGCUGGCUGGAUUUUUCCAUAGUUGAUAACGCCAUGUGGACCGUAAUCACGGUGCUGGAGUCCGUAGCUCUGGUCACCAUGCUCUGCUAUUUCUUCAUCUUCUGCGGUUGUACUUUGUGAUUGUUUUAUUUCUUGAGAUUUUGUAUGGUAAUAACUUUUUAAAGAGUAGAAUAAUAAUAAUAAUAGCUAGCUAUUUUAAAUUAUUAGAUCAUUUAUUGUACACGACACACCUCUGGUGCUCAGUUGAUUACUCUUUAGUGCUUGCUAGCCUGAUGCUUCCAGGAGUUCUUCAGGAAGGAAGCCAUGGGUGAUACAGAAGGAGCAGUUUUUUGGGUUCCCAAUCAAGAAGCCAUUCAUUUUCGCCGCGUGAAUCCUCCUUUAACCUGCAAUUCAGGGCUGCAUAUAAAUCCUCGUCGGCCUCCAUUUUGGCCUGGAUUUAGUCCAGUUAAUCCGCUUUUAGUUGGCUUCCUUGAGUUGGGAUUUGACCCUGAUGUCUUAAUGAAAAUGGAGGUCCAGAGGUCAAUUUCCCUGCUUCAGUUCAUGGCUGAUGAGGGUCUGGUGCCGUCUCCUGAGGAAGAAAUCAAGAGAAGAAAUGUCAUUGCCAAGCUUAAACAGAUAGUGAUGCACUGGGUUAAAAGGGUUGCUUACCAGUGUCAACUUCCCAAGAAUCGAGUUAGAGCUGCUUCUGCUACAAUAUUGACAUUUGGAUCUUAUGGCCUUGGAGUCCAUAAUUCAGGUUCAGAUAUAGAUGCUUUAUGUGUAGGCCCAUAUUUUGCAACAAUGGCAGAGGACUUUUUCGUACUUCUUCACAAUAUGCUUGCAAGCAGACCUGAAGUGACUGAGAUACACUGUAUAAAGGAUGCAAAGGUUCCUCUAAUGAAGUUUAAGUUUGAUGGGCUUUCAAUUGAUUUGCCUUUUGCACAACUUAAAGUAAUCUCUGUUCCUGAGAAUGUGGAUCUACUUAAUCCAUUUUUUUUGAGGAACAUUGAUGACACAAGUUGGAGAAGUUUGUCUGGUGUACGUGCCAAUAAAAGUAUUCUUCAGCUCGCGCCAAACGUCGAGCUAUUUCAGUCGUUGCUGCGUUGUGUUAAAUUAUGGGCAAAAAGACGAGGAGUGUAUGGAAAUUUACAUGGAUUUUUUGGAGGUGUUCAUUUUGCAGUCCUUGCAGCAUUUGUUUGUCAAAGGCAUCCAAAUGCCAGUCUGAGUCUUCUGAUCUCAAUUUUUUUUAAGACGUUUGCCUUUUGGCCUUGGCCAAGACCCGUUUUUCUGCAUGGCCGCAUGAUGGCACCGACUAUUUCCAGUGACUCCCGGUUUUUGAUGCCUAUCCAAUUACCAUGUAGCCCAAAUGAAUAUUGCCAUUCUAACAUCACACGAAGCACGUUCUUCCGGAUUAGAACCGAGUUCCUUCGCGGACAUGCCUUGACUAAGGAUAUUCUAAGGCCCGAUUUCAGUUGGAGUAUCCUAUUUGAUCCUUUUCCAUAUGCAAAGAAAUAUGCUCAGUUUGUCAAAAUUUGCCUCUCAGCUUCUAAUCAAGAUGAGUUACGAGGAUGGGUGGGUUGGGUCAAAUCGCGCUUCCGCUCACUUCUUGUCAAGCUGGAAGAAUUACAGGGCUUUUGCGAUCCCAGCCCUUUAGAAUAUGUUGAUGUUGAUCUGGGUGCCCCAAAUGUUGUCUUUUAUUGGGGUUUGCAGCCCAGCAGGAGGGAUAUAAUAGACAUAGACUUUGUCGAUGAAGAUUUUAUGAAGAAUAUGAGCAAUGGUUAUCGGGUUCCUCCCGGAAGGAUGAAGUUGUCAGUUGUCAAAGCAUCUCAACUACCUAAAAGCGUUACGUGCAAUACUGGAAGUAAGGGAGUGAGGGCUCGCUGGAGGAUUUUAGAUAACAGCCAGCGAAAGAUCCCAGUUCGCACAAACUCACUACCUCAGGAGUUUGCUGGAUUGAUGGCGACCAAUGGAAGUGCAGAAUUCCCCAGUGCUGGGGUUUAGGCUGUAAGAAUGAAUAUUCAUUGUCUCAAGAUAUUAGUUCGAAGUGUGUACAGGCGUUCUACGUGUUUUUUAAGCUCACACAGCAUAGGAAAUACUGUACAUAACCUAGGGCCUAGGAGUUUACUUGAAUUUGUAUUAGCCACAGGGAUACUCUCGUCAACAUAAAAUGUUUUGUUUCUGCUCAA
This is a messenger RNA of Coffea arabica (coffee), 2638 nucleotides long. The record is from RefSeq and is a predicted model, not a curated record. Lineage: Eukaryota; Viridiplantae; Streptophyta; Magnoliopsida; Gentianales; Rubiaceae.